Molecule: messenger RNA, 5547 nt
Organism: Lachnellula hyalina
Lineage: Eukaryota; Fungi; Ascomycota; Leotiomycetes; Helotiales; Lachnaceae
Gene: DCL1
Product: Dicer-like protein
Exons: 4
Coding region: 1-5547 (1848 amino acids)
Biological process (GO): siRNA processing
Cellular component (GO): nucleus; cytoplasm; RISC complex
Molecular function (GO): ribonuclease III activity; DNA binding; RNA binding
Source: RefSeq, a predicted model, not a curated record
AUGCCUCUUAGCGGGUAUCUGCAUGAUCUCAGCUUGCUGGCUGGGGAGGAUUGUUUGCUUGUAUCGCCGCCAAAGAAAACAGCACUGAUCGUUCACAGUCCAGAAGCAAAAGCAUCAUGUUCUCCAAGUCUCACUGCAGGCACGCUGAGUGAUAUGAUGCUCCUAGACAAUACAUCCAUAUUCAACAACCGCGAGGCUGCUCACAAGGCUGACGAGAAGGCUGAGUUCCUUCGAUCUGAAUUCACUCCGCCAACAUCGAAUAUCAAGAGCACAGAGAACAAUCCUUAUAUCUUCUCACUAUCUUCAACUACCAAGUCUUCCUCCACUUCAAAUCUAGCACCAACAACGACCAAGAGUCUUGUUGACGUCAGCAGCUGGUUGAACCCUACCAUUAGUCAAGCUGCUUCACCACGCACUCCUCAACAAACAACAGGACUCGCUCGACCAUUCCUCAGAAAAGAGAACGAUCCUCUCUCAUCUCCAGGGGCCAUACCAGCAGUAAAGACAUCUCCACUCCCAGCAUUCACUCCACUUCAAGAGUCGACAAACUCCACGCUGCCCACACCCCCUCUCUUUCAAGUGACAGUCCACCCGUCUGGAAAAGACAGAUCCGCGAAGAUGCAUGGAUAUCACGCAGUAGACCAUGAAUUAGUACAACAGCAGCUUGGCAGUAGUAGUGAUGAGCAGAUAUCAAGGAUGUUGGCCAACCAAGAAGAGUUGCAAGGGAGCUCAGAUGUCCCAUUGUUGAUUAGCAAUGAAGAUUCUAUAGUUGUCCCAGCGAAGGAAUCUCUCCCUCAGCUUACAGCCCUAACAGCAAGAAGUACAAAGGCUGUGAUCGCUGAGCUCAGACAAAAGCACCACAACCCCCUUUCAUUGCAUCUACCAACUAGCAAGUUGGUAUCCAUUGGACCGCUGCCAUCACUUUCAUCAAUUUCUUCGAAUGGACGGUCGGCCCCUACUCGAGACGAUAGAGACGAUGACGAAGCCCCUGCCGAAGAUCCAGACGAUGAUGAAGAUGAAGAUGACCAACCCAAGGGCAGAUCCCGCAAGAUCACAGAGAGAAAGCGUCGGCAGAAUGCCAUCGCUGAUAGCUACUUGCGAGACGCUCUUCAAGAUCCUGUCAAAAAUCACAAACUACUCCCACAAGAUGAAGCCAAUCAGUCUACUCGAUACAUCGUUCAUCAAGCGGAGAGUCAACGAAUUAUUUCAACUCCACGAGAAUAUCAGAUUGAACUCUUUGAGCGAGCCAAAGAGAAGAACAUCAUUGCUGUUCUAGAUACAGGUUCUGGUAAAACAUUGAUUGCCGUUCUUUUACUCCGAAACAUAUUCAACCAAGAAUUGGAGGAUAGGGCCUUGGGUAAGCCAAAGCGGAUCUCGUUCUUUCUUGUUGAUUCGGUGACCUUGGUAUUCCAGCAACAUGCAGUACUCAAUGUCAAUCUUGACCAGCCUAUGAACAUGUUCUGCGGAGAAAUGGGCUGCGACCUUUGGAGUAAGAAGCUUUGGGAGAAGCAUUUUAAUGAGAAUAUGGUCAUUGUCUGCACCGCUGAAGUUCUCCGUCAGUGUCUUCACCACUCUUUCAUUUCCAUAGAGCAGAUAAACCUUCUCAUUUUCGAUGAAGCUCACCAUGCUAAGAAGGACCAUGCUUACGCCCGAAUUAUCAAGGACUUUUAUGCGACGGCCCCAAAGUCUGCUGUUCUGCCCAAGAUAUUUGGCAUGACAGCUUCGCCUGUUGAUGCUCGUGUUGACGUUAAAAAGGCUGCUGCUGAAUUGGAGACCAUGCUUCACGCGGAGAUUGCCACCGCCGCAGACACAAGUUUGUCGCAGUACGCUGCCACUUCGAAACUAGAGCAGUUGGCUACGUACGGACUACUGGGAUCAAGCUUCAUGACACCACUAUAUGACAAAAUGCGUCAACGAUUCAAAGGCAACGCGAUUCUCCGAAAACCCCUCGAGUACUCUUACAAAAUAGCUUCUCGAGAGUUGGGAUCUUGGUGUGCCGAUCACAUAUUCAAGUUUUGUCUUGCUGGCGAAGAGAGUAAUAGACUUCUGGGAAAGACAGAACGUCAAUACCAUGCGAAGAAAGUCCCAGGUCCAAUAGCGAUCUUAGAGCAGCAAAAGUCGCAGCUUCAAGAAGCACUGGACAUCAUCAAGUUACACCCCUUUGAGCCACCAGAUUUCGACCUUGCAACACUUUCUUCGAAGAACCUUUCUUCCAAGGUCGUUCUCCUUGCAAAGUACUUGAAGGAACGGUAUGAACGCCCAACCGAAGACAAAUGCAUUGUAUUUGUAAAGCAGAGGUACACUGCUCGACUACUGACCACUUUGUUCUCUCACCCGACUAUGAAAACUCCACAUUUGUUUGUUGCAAGCUUGGUCGGUACGAGAACGGGUGAUGCUGCAGAUUUACAUACCUCAGUCAGAGAGCAGGUCGUCACCAUGAUGAACUUCCGCAAAGGCACAACCAAUUGUCUGUUUGCUACAUCUGUUGCGGAAGAAGGUCUUGAUGUUCCAGAUUGUAAUCUCGUCAUCCGAUUUGAUCUAUACGACACCACAAUCCAAUACAUUCAGUCGAGAGGUCGUGCACGACAUGCAAACUCUCGAUACAUUCAUAUGGCAGAGAGUGGUAACCAGGUCCAUCAUCAACUUAUUCGUGAGGCUAGGCUGAAUGAGGGCAUCCUCAAGAAAUUCUGCAAUGAACUUCCCGAGAAUCGAAAACUCACCGGCAAUGACUACAAUAUGGACCAUUUUCUGUCUGAAGAAAAGAGCCAUCGCGUGUAUAUCAAUCCAGAGACCGGCGCGAAGCUUACUUACAAGAUUGGUCUUAGUGUUCUCGCGAACUUUGUUGAUUCUCUUCCCCACAGCCAUGAGACAAACCUUCAAGCUGAGUAUGUCAUCACGGCCCAGAACAAGAUGUUUGUUGGCGAGGUCAUCAUGCCCGAGGAAUCACCCAUUCGAGGAUCAACAGGUCGUCCAGCAUCUACGAAGCAGGUUGCAAAAUGCUCAGCUGCCUUUGAGACUUGCUUGAACUUGGUUGCUAGCAAUUAUCUUGAUAAGCAUUUGCUUCCAACCUACACAAGACAACUACCCGCAAUGCGAAAUGCUCUGCUUGCUGUAGACUCGAAGAAGGAGGCUUAUGAUAUGAAGACAAAGCCAGCGCUGUGGUCAGUAAGUGGAGUUCCCGGGGAACUAUACGUAACCAUUAUGAGUUUGGACAAUCCCGAAGUCGUGGACCGCCCAUUGCAGCCGAUGGCCCUAUUGACGAGAUCUCGACUGCCAGAACUACCUUCAUUUGUCCUACAUUUCGGUCAAGGUAGAAACUCGCCCGUCCAGCUCACUUCUCUCCGCAGCUGUAUCCAAGUGGAUCCCGCAAUCAUCAGCCAAGUCAAUAAAUUUACUCUGUGCAUCUUUGAUGAUGUGUUUAGUAAGGAGUAUGAGUCAGAUGUUGCAAAGAUGCCCUAUUUCUUAGCACCCGUCAACCAACGUGCCAGUUUUGAUCGUGAACAGGAGCCAUUUAGUCUGAUCGCAUGGGAUAUCCUGAAGAUCAUUGAAGACCACUCUACUCUUUGGGAGGAUAAGGGAUGGGAGAAGAUGAAGCCGUGGCAGACCGAGCCCGAUGAAUUUUUCGAAGACAAAUUCGUCACUGAUCCCUUUGAUGGUUCUCGGAAGCUCUGGUUGAAGGGGGUGACUCGAGAGUACAAGGCCACAGAUCCCGUCCCGUCAAAUACUGCUCCGCGUAAGGCCAGAAAGGGGAGACCUCACGACAAUAUCAUGGAGUAUAGUUGCAGUCUUUGGGAGAAAGCAAGAGCUCGUAGAGUACUUGAUGAGAAUCAGCGUGUGUUUGCGGCCGAAGUCAUUUCUCUGCGUCGUAACCUGCUAGACGAAUUUAGCAUAUCCGAAUCGCAGGCAUCGGACAAAUGCUUCGUUACUCUUGAGACUCUGAAGGUUUCCCCGAUUCCAAGUACAAUUGUAUUCAUGGCCAAUCUCCUCCCCGCCAUCAUCCAUCGAACUGAGUCAUAUCUUAUUGCCUUGGAAGCUUGUGAUUUGCUUCAUCUCAAGAUUCGCCCCGAUCUUGCACUAGAGGCAGUCACUAAGGACUCUGAUAACACGGAUGAGCAUAGUGCAGAGAAGUUUAAUUUCCAGAGGGGAAUGGGCAACAAUUAUGAGCGACUAGAGUUUCUCGGAGAUUGUUUCCUAAAGAUGGCAACUACGAUAGCUCUAUACGGAAUCCAUCCUGGCCACGAUGAGUAUGAGUACCAUGUGGAUCGUAUGCUCUUGAUUUGCAACAAGAAUCUGAAGAACAACGCCUUUAAAAUCAAGCUCUACGAGUACAUUCGCUCCCAGAGCUUCAACCGUCGUGCUUGGUACCCUGAGGGCCUAGUUCUAAAGAAAGGAAAAACUGCGACGGCCCCCAACACCCAAAAGCUUGGUGACAAGACAAUUGCAGAUGUUUGUGAGGCUUUCAUCGGCGCGGCGCUGUUGACUUGCUAUGAAUCCGGAGAUAUGGAUAAUGCUGUUCGAGCUGUUACUGAAUUGGUAUCGAGCGAGAAUCACAACAUCAGCUCAUAUAGCCAGUACUACACGCUAUAUGAGAAGCCGAAAUAUCAGAUGCAGGUGGCCACCGAAUCACAAAAGGAUCUUGCUCGGCAAGUCGAGAAGGAACACAAUUACCAUUUCCGCUGGCCGCGAGUUCUUGGGUCUGCGUUUGUCCACCCGUCUUACCCAUUUUCCUACGAACAAAUCCCGAGCUACCAACGACUCGAAUUCUUGGGCGACGCAUUGCUAGAUAUGGCUUGUAUCAAUUUUCUCUUCCACAACUAUCCCGGCAAGGAUCCACAGUGGUUGACUGAGCACAAGAUGGCAAUGGUUUCGAAUCAGUAUUUGGGUGCUCUUUGCGUCAGCUUGGGUUUCCACCGUCAUUUACUGCUCUUCAAUGCUAGCUUCCAGAAGCAAAUCAGUGAUUAUGUCACCGAAAUUACUGAGGCUCGUAAACAAGCCGAGGAAGAUGCAAUCCACGCUGGUAAGACGGCAGCCGAAUUCUCUCCUGAUUACUGGAUCAGUGUUCGCCAGCCUCCUAAGUGUCUCCCGGAUAUCGUCGAGGCAUAUGUCGGCGCUCUCUUCGUGGACUCGGAGUACAAUUAUGCAGAGAUCGAGCGCUUUUUCGACGAGCAUAUCAAGCCAUAUUUCACCGACAUGAGUAUCUACGAUACAUACGCCAACAAACACCCGGCCACUUUCCUCGCCAAUUUCCUCCAGGUUAACAUGGGCUGCAUGGAUUGGACAAUCAUGGCCAAGGAAGUCAAAAGCGUCGAUGGAAGCAAGCCCGGUAAUAUGGCCAUGGUUAUGAUUCAUGAUCGGAUCAUUGCAGAUGCGCAGGCCGGGAGUGCCAGAUAUUCAAAAGUAGCCGCUGCAAAGAAGGCGCUGGAAAUUCUAAAGGGUUUGCCAUCGAUGGAGUUUAGGGAGAAAUAUGGUUGUUGCUGCCGUCCAGGUGCUGAUGAAGAACAGGUCGAGCAGGACGAGCAGGAGCCAGAUCAUGGCACCGCGGCGUAA